This is a messenger RNA of Ostrinia nubilalis (European corn borer), 1707 nucleotides long. RefSeq names its product cell cycle control protein 50A (gene CDC50). The coding region runs from base 120 to 1208 and encodes 362 amino acids. The record is from RefSeq and is a predicted model, not a curated record. The transcript has 9 exons. NCBI's taxonomy places the organism in Eukaryota, Metazoa, Arthropoda, Insecta, Lepidoptera, Crambidae. Gene Ontology annotation, cellular component: endoplasmic reticulum; plasma membrane; Golgi apparatus.
CAUUUUGACAGUAGUAAAUGAAUGAGAAUUUGUUGGCUGGAUGAAUUUUAAUUUCUAAAAUCUAAUUAGUAUUUACGAGUAAAAAUUGGCUCUGAGUGAUUAAAACUCUCGAAGCCACUAUGGCCACGUCUAGUGAUACUUCAGAUCCGAAUGUUAAGUCCAGGCGACCAGCUGAAUCUGCUUUUAAGCAGCAGCGUCUGCCCGCCUGGCAGCCAAUACUUACUGCAGGGACGGUCCUGCCGACUUUCUUCGUGAUUGGCAUCGCUUUUAUUCCCGUUGGAAUUGGUUUACUCUAUUUCUCUGAUGAGGUUAAAGAGCAUGUAAUAGACUACACAUACUGCAUGAAAGAGGACGAGAAUAUAACAUGCGCUGACUACAUCAAGCAGAACUUUAUGGCAGCGUGUACUUGCCGGCUGCCAUUCAACCUCACCGAAGGAUUCAAAGGCGAUGUCUACUUCUACUAUGGUCUAAGUAACUACUAUCAGAACCACCGACGCUAUGUGAAGUCUAGAGAUGACAACCAGUUGUUAGGUCGUCUAUCCAAUCCUCCAUCAUCAGAUUGUGACCCGUUUUCUUAUGACGAUGUGGAUGGGAAAAGGAAACCAGUGGCGCCGUGUGGUGCUAUUGCUAAUUCGCUGUUUAAUGAUACCCUGACGGUACAGACCCUAGAGCCAAGUCGUCCAUACACAGACGUGCCAGUACUGCGGACCGGGAUCGCAUGGGAUUCUGACAAGCAUAUCAAGUUCAAGAAUCCCCCUGGAGAUUUGCAAGUUGCAUUCGAAAACUACACCAAGCCGACGAAUUGGCGAGUCAAUGUAUGGGAACUCGACCCGAAAAACCCUGAUAACAACGGUUUCCAGAACGAAGACCUGAUAGUGUGGAUGCGUACCGCCGCCCUGCCGACGUUUAGGAAGCUGUAUCGGCGUGUCGACCACAGCCAGGAGGGCUACUUGGGAGGCCUCGACAAGGGCGCCUAUAUGCUCAUUGUGGAGUACAAUUACCCAGUGACGGACUUCGACGGGCGCAAAUCAUUCGUGGUAUCGACGACGUCACUUCUCGGCGGCAAGAACCCUUUCUUGGGCGUGGCCUACGUUGUAGUAGGCACACUCUGUCUGCUGUUAGGGAUCGUGUUGCUCGUCAUACACGUUCGCUGCUCCAAGAGCACAACGGAGAUGAUCAACGUGAAUCCGCGCACGCCGUACUCUUAAACUGAAGAGUUAGACAAACUACCUCCUGUAUAUGCACCUCACUUCAGGGCGGUAAGAUAACUUAGUAUCACGUUAGCAAAACGCAUUUUAUUAAGUGUAUUUGUGUUGAAGACUAGCCAAAAAGUCGAUUUUUGUACUUACGUUCUUAUGUUUUGUGACAUAAGCAUCAAAAUCGAACUGCAACAGGGUUGAUUUGAAAUUGUCGGUACGAAGUCUAUGUUCCGAUACGUCUACGCAUAUUCCAUCGAACGUUGGUUUUAAUUGAAAUAAUAUUGUACCAAAGUGACACGCAUUGGCUUCAAUAAUUUAAUUUUCACCAGCACUAUUUACCACGUAUUUGUCUUUUUUCUCGCCUUAGAUCGUGUCACUACAAAAAAGUUGGCAUUGAUAGUUGGACGUUCGAUCAAUUUCCAAUAUGUGUUUCAAACGAUGGUGUAUUGGCUCCAAUCACAAGUACAUGACACAGCAAGAUGAACCAACAUUGGCUGUUGAAAAAUAA